GGAAUUUUCAUAAUUUUUUAUGUAAAUUCCUGCUGGCUGAAAGAUUAAUUAUACAUAGGGUACGCAAAUCUAUUGCUGCUUUGUUAGAAUCCCAGUGACUCUGUGCAAGUAAGAACUGAAAUGAUUAAGUUGGAUGAAAUAAUGACGAUGGCGUUAUCCCCUUGAAAGUGAUUCUAAAAAUUUUAUCUUCUAAAGACUCAUUUUUCCGAGAUUGACCAAGCAUAAACAUACAAGCAAAAUGGCGAAAGAAUCCGCCGAUGUGAUGAAGGUCGCCGACUGGGACGUGGUCGUGGAGCGGCCCUUCAUUGAAAAGUAUCGUCCUUCGUCCUUAGAGGAUGUGAUUUCUCAUCAAGACGUCAUUCGCAGUGUUUCGCGGAUGCUGGAAACGAAGAAUUUCCCGCAUAUGAUAUUCUACGGCCCACCGGGUACUGGAAAGACGUCGACAGCACUGGUAUUGGCCAGGAAGCUGUACGGGAAAUACUUUGGGACUGCGGUAAUGAUGCUCAACGCCUCUGAUGAUCGCGGCAUCGACACGGUGCGAGGAAAAAUUCAAGGUGGACUUUUUACAGCUUAAUAUGGAUUGAUAGAAUACAUAGCCAAUUUCAAAUUCUACAUUAUUAGACCUCUUGAAACGAAGGCGGGUUCCCUUACGCGGAUGCAGACUCGUGUUUGUUUUCUGAUGUAAGGUAGUAAUAGUAGUAGAGCUGAUCAUUGGAUUUGGAACCAACUUCUUAUGUUGUUAAAUAUAUAUAAUUGUUUUUCGACAGGUUUCUGCGGUCAGGGCUCGUUCAUACCAGACCCUGAUCUCCAGUCCGUACCGAAACUGGUGAUUUUAGACGAAGCAGAUAUGCUAACUAAGCCUGCACAGCUUGCUCUGCGACGAGUGAUGGAGGACUUCUCGCGAGACGCCCGCUUUCUGAUCUUGUGCAACUAUUUAAACAAACUGAUUCCGGCUAUUCAAAGUCGAUGUGCCGUGUUCCGCUUGAGCAUGCUAAACGAGGAAGAGGUGUGCUGUUGCAUCCGACGUGUGUGCAAGGCAGAAGGGCUCGAGAUAACUGACGACGGCGCCUCGGCAAUCGCAGAGCUGGGGCGCGGAGACCUUCGACGCGUCUUGAAUUUGCUUCAGUGCGCAUCCCGACUCACGGAGAGCGAUGACAAAAUGCAAUUAGAAGGCUCAGACCCUCUCGAAGAGGAAAAGAAGAAAAUCACAGAGGAUGACGUGUAAUUCAACUACUUUUUUUCAAGUUUGUUUCUACGAUUAUUUCAAGUGGAUGUUGACAAUUAUGACAAUAUUAAGAAAUAACUAAGUAGAUUAUUCUUAUUGUAGCUAUGUAGCUGUAGCUGAUUCUGCAUGCAGCGGGUUACAGAAUAGUGUCCAUCGACAGUAUUUUCUUUUUGAUCAUGUUAUGAUAGUCUUUCUGAAUUUAUUUACACAGGUAUGCAUUCGCUGCUGAGCCAGUGAGGGCACAUGUGGCAGAGAUAAUGCAGGCGCUGCUCACCAUGCCAUUUAGAGAAGCCUUAGCGAAGGUGAAGGCGAUUAAAGGCCGUCACCACUAUUCAACAAAGAGCCUCGUGGAAGUCAUGUAGUCCUACACUUUUUGGUUUGUGAAUGGUAUAAACUAGUUGUUGUUGUUCCCUUGUUGUUGUUCUUUCUUGAUUCAUGAAACCAUACGAGCGAGUGACUGCACAACCCUGUACGCAUAGCCUCCUCUUUACGCACGCCAGCUACAAGGAAGUGCUUUUGAUGGAGUUGCCGUUUUUAGUUCGCGUACGAAUAGUGCCCGUGCUUGCAGACAUCGAGAUUCGACUAGCACAAGGCGGCUCUGACGCCAUCCAGUUAGGUGCUUUGGUUGCAGCCUUUGGUUUUGCCCGUGCACAAGGGGAGAAGAUUCAGAAGUACAAGGAGCGUCGUGAGGAAGAAGCAAGGCGUUUCGCUGACAUGACGCGAGCCGAACGAGAAGCCUUUCUUCAGCAGCAAGAGGAACUGUUUCCAGGAGAGCAGAUGUUAUGAUCUUUAAUCCGUUUGUUCAUCUCUGUCAGCACCAAGGAAGAGUUUACUCUGUACGUGGAAGACUAAAGUACGACCUUCUAAUCAUAUCGGAGCUCGGUCCGCGGACGCCGCACGAGAACAGCCAACUGCACCACUUGGCUUAUUUGAAUGCGCAUACUCCCUCGUUGGCAGAGGAUUCCCAGAUGCAAUAUGGACCCGACAGCAAGGGGAAAAAAGGAACUGGAAAGAAGGGAGCCAAAGGCGCUUCUCUCGGUGUGCCUGCGGGAGACCUCUCUGCCCUCGGAAGCCAAACGCCCGGUGAUUUCAUGGCCCGACUAGAUGCAGUGUCUGGCGCGUCGCCGCCUCCCAUGUCGCAUUUAUGGUCAUUUUGCAGCUGAGCAGUCAAUUCAUUGAGGAGUUGACAUGAUUGUAGUAAAUGUGAAGGCACCUAUAGCUAAAGGAAUCGUUAGACUAUCAAUCAUAGUUCUUUAAUAUUUCACAACAUUCUUUCAUAUCCCGGGGGCGGCGCCGGCCCUGAUCUUGCGUAUUCGCAGGGGCCAAUCUUCAGUGCAGCUAGUGCAGUAGGCGAGGGCAGUCACGCGGCUGCUGGAGUCGUUCCAGCCGCUGGGCGCGGUAGCAUUAGGGAGAGCUACAUCCGAAACUCCAUUCGGCACAGCUUGGCUAGUGAGCACGGCCUUCUCUCGGUAGUGCAGGAGGCAGCGCGUAAGCGCACAGGAUCGAGGGCUCCAGCGUCCUCACAGGAAGGGCUAGAGCCACGCCGUUCUUUAGCUGAGCUGCUUGGGAAAGGGAAAGUUAAGAAGAGCAGUCACGACGUCGAUAACCAUCAGCAGAGACCGUCUUCAGCGAUGGACGCGCCAGCGGUCCCAGCGUUAUCCUCUGCAGAUGCGAGAGCCCUUGAUAGAAGACCCGGCACAGCUAAUAGUCAGCCCGCAUUACAACCAGGGACUAGCAGCAGUAGUAGCAACAAUCCCGGAAGACUAAAGCAGGAACUGCCUGCUCCUGCGGGUACCAGUGAUGCUCCGUCGCAGUUUACGGAACGUGGCACGAACCAGGCGCUCAGUGUUGACGGGGACGUGCACGCCAUUAUGACAGGCAGUCUGCCUGACCACGGUGCGAACAUGGAUGCUGAAGGGGGCGCACCAGACGAGCUCUUAUGGGAGCCUGAUUUCCUUGACCGUGACGAAAUGGCUGAUGAUCCCAUGGCCGAUCUAUACGGAGGUUUCUAGGACAACUCAAACUUUUAACAUGUGGAAGACAGUGUCUUUAUUUCGUACAUACCAAUGUGACUUUUGCAUAUCUCCUUCAUCUUCAUUCACCAUCGAUCCCCCAAAAAAUCGUUCCAAUGACAUUCGAACUUUUUUAUAUUCUCAGAGAACCGAGGGCAGCUCAUGAAGCUGAGCGUUCUUGCGACCCUUUGAUGGAAGCCAAC
This is a messenger RNA of Amoebophrya sp. A25, 3440 nucleotides long. The record is from the annotation of a GenBank genome assembly. Lineage: Eukaryota; Dinophyceae; Syndiniales; Amoebophryaceae.